This is a messenger RNA of Podospora pseudocomata, 2076 nucleotides long. It is a transcript of the gene ATP1, whose product is annotated as Alpha subunit of the F1 sector of mitochondrial F1F0 ATP synthase. Lineage: Eukaryota; Fungi; Ascomycota; Sordariomycetes; Sordariales; Podosporaceae. The record is from RefSeq and is a predicted model, not a curated record. Gene Ontology annotation, biological process: proton transmembrane transport; proton motive force-driven ATP synthesis. The transcript has 6 exons. Bases 343 to 1992 code for a protein of 549 amino acids. Gene Ontology annotation, molecular function: ATP binding; proton-transporting ATP synthase activity, rotational mechanism; ADP binding.
GGGAAGGACCCCAUGGUUUCGUUCGUCUACACCACCAUAUCUUUUGUAGUUGCGAGAGCUGUGUCGGGCAGCUCGAUCCAGCUCAGGUUUUUGAAGAUGCCAGGUGGGGAACUCGGGAGCCUUGAUUGAGCAAAAUUCUCUCCGUCUGUUGAUUGGUUGCCCCGGAGCUUCUGACCCACUCUGUGCUGGGAACCAAGGCCAACCAGCCCUUCUCGACAAUUUUCCUCACGCCGGCUCUCCAAUCUUCCAUCAACCUCUCCGUCUAAAUCUCCCCUCCACGCAAUUGCAACCCGCUUGCAAUUGUUUUCCCUAUUUUGAAGAGGCCCCAUAUACCUCGUCAGGAUGUUCCGGAACGCCCUCAGACAGAGCACGCGCGCCGUGGGCGCUCUCUCUGCCACCAGCAGACUCGCUGUGCGAAAUGCCGCACCCGCUGCCAUCCAGGCCCGCACCUUCGCCGAGGCCAAGGCCUCCCCGACUGAGGUCUCUUCCAUCCUUGAGCAGAGAAUCCGCGGUGUCCAGGAGGAGUCCAACCUCGCCGAGACCGGUCGUGUCCUCUCCGUCGGUGAUGGUAUCGCCCGUGUGCACGGCAUGGCCAAUGUCCAGGCUGAGGAGCUUGUCGAGUUCGCCUCUGGCGUCAAGGGCAUGUGCAUGAACUUGGAGGCCGGCCAGGUCGGUGUCGUGCUUUUCGGUUCUGAUCGUCUUGUCAAGGAGGGCGAGACCGUCAAGCGUACCGGCGAAAUUGUCGACGUUCCCGUCGGCCCCGAGCUUCUCGGCCGUGUCGUCGAUGCUCUCGGCAACCCCAUCGAUGGCAAGGGCCCCAUCAACACCAAGGAGAAGCGUCGUGCCCAGCUCAAGGCCCCCGGCAUUCUUCCCCGCAAGUCCGUCAACCAGCCCGUGCAGACUGGUCUCAAGUCCAUCGACGCCAUGGUCCCCAUUGGUCGUGGUCAGCGUGAGUUGAUCAUUGGUGAUCGUCAGACCGGCAAGACUGCCGUCGCUCUCGAUGCCAUGCUCAACCAGAAGCGGUGGAACAGCGGCAACGACGAGACCAAGAAGCUUUACUGCAUCUACGUCGCCGUCGGCCAGAAGCGCUCCACUGUCGCCCAGCUCGUAAAGACCCUCGAGGAGAACGACGCCAUGAAGUACUCCAUCGUCGUCGCCGCCACCGCCUCCGAGGCUGCUCCGCUUCAAUAUUUGGCACCCUUCACCGGCGCUUCCAUCGGCGAGUGGUUCCGUGACAACGGCAAGCACUCUCUCGUCAUCUUCGACGAUCUGUCCAAGCAGGCCGUUGCUUACCGUCAGAUGUCCCUUCUUCUCCGUCGUCCCCCCGGACGUGAGGCCUACCCCGGUGACGUUUUCUACCUCCACUCUCGUCUCCUCGAGCGUGCUGCCAAGAUGAACGACAAGCACGGUGGUGGUUCCAUGACUGCCCUUCCCGUCAUUGAGACCCAGGGUGGUGAUGUGUCUGCCUACAUUCCUACCAACGUCAUUUCCAUCACUGACGGUCAGAUCUUCUUGGAGGCUGAGCUUUUCUACAAGGGUAUCCGUCCCGCCAUCAACGUCGGUCUUUCCGUCUCUCGUGUCGGUUCCGCUGCCCAACUCAAGGCCAUGAAGCAAGUCGCUGGUUCGCUCAAGCUCUUCUUGGCCCAGUACCGUGAGGUCGCUGCCUUCGCCCAGUUCGGUUCCGAUCUUGAUGCCGCCACCAAGCAGACCCUCAACCGUGGUGAACGCUUGACCGAGCUCCUCAAGCAGAAGCAGUACUCCCCCAUGGCCGUCAACGAGAUGGUCCCCCUUAUCUUCGCCGGUGUCAACGGUUUCCUCGACCAGGUCCCCGUUGCCAAGAUCCUCCAGUGGGAGGCUGACUUCCUCUCUCACCUCAAGACCAACGAGGCUGACCUCCUUGCCACCAUCGAGAAGGAGGGCGCCAUCAGCAAGGACCUUGAGGCUAGACUGAAGGACGUCAUCUCCACCUUCACCAAGGGCUUCCUCGGUUAAAUGCACAUAAUAUAAAACGUUACGUCGCGGAGUUCCUGGGGCCAUCAGUGAGGGAAAGGGGAGGGGUGUCUAUACCGCCGAGUC